AUUAGGGGACGAAUAAUGAAUGUGAUGGUCGCUAUACACUUAUUUGGUCAUUGUUGUAAUGGCUUUACAACUCAACUUAGUGCUCAUGGCAACAACCUAGGGUCCUCCCUGUAAGUUUCCUGUUUACUUUGGAUCCACCAUUAUCCUUUACUGACUUUGUUUCUGCUAGGAUUUGUCUCAUGAUUUCCUAUAGUUCUUUGACUGCUAAGUUGUGCCUUUGGUGCUCCGCCAUACUCGGUUUUGGUGCAAACCUUUUACCCUUCCAAACGUUGAAGAAAAAGCCUUCGAUAUUUAGGCCCACCAUAUGGUUGGCAUUUUUUCUCUUUUCCUGCAAAAAAAGAAUGAAAGAGGAAUGAGAGAAUUGAAAGAAUGUCAGUUUUGAUGCAUUGUCUAUCGCAGGUUUUAUCAUACAUGAAGCAGAAGGUUGUGUUGGGAGGAUGUCUAGUGUAAAUAGUGAUGCUUCUUUGGUUCUCUCUUUCACUGUUUUUGUUCAGGUCAAAAAAGAGCCAGUCAAGCUAUUUUUUUUCUCACCAUACCCCACAAGAAAGUGAAAUAACACAUCUUAUGUCUCCCUGAGAUUCCUUUCUUUAUUUCAAAACAUUUACCUUUCUCUCCUCACAUCCUCUCAAGCCUUCACUUUUCCCUGUGUUGUGUUAUACUACUCCCAAUUCCCAUGACACUUGGUGGGGACACUUGUGUUUUUCUUUAUCAGAUUCUUAUUUGUUUGAACAAAGUAGUAGAAGCAAAACAAAUUUAAAAAAAAUAUAAAAGAGAGAAAAAAGAAAAUCCCUUGAAUAAAGAAGUAGUAGUAACAAGAAUCUCUUUGCCCCUCACUCUUCCAUCACUUUAAAGGUGCAUCUCCCACUCUUUUUUUUUUAGAUGAAGACAAUCAUGGCAAAGAGUUUCCAAGACUUGUCCUCUAAGAGGCAGUUCCACUGGACAGCUAAAGUCAGCAAUGAAGAACAAGAAGAAGUAACAUCAAAAGAUUCAUCUCCAAACAGAAAUACUGAAGAAGGGAAAACAGAGAAUAUAAAGGUACAUUCUUUCAAGAAUCCUGAAGAUUCAAACACCAAGUCAUCUACUUUAAACACCAUCCAUGAAAACAAGGCUGAGGACAAGCAAGAAUCUUCUUCAGCAACUAGGAGGAAGCUGCAAACAAUAGCAGUAGCCAGGCUAAAAUCUGUCCUAACAGCGUUCGGGCGAAACAGGUCUAACUUCCAACAAGGCCUUGGAACAAGAGUUGUUGGCACUCUUUUUGGGCACAGGCGUGGACAUGUACAUUUUGCAUUUCAAAAAGAUUCCACCUCCCAGCCAGCCUUCUUAGUUGAACUAGCCACACCUAUAAGUGGUUUAGUCCGAGAAAUGGCGUCUGGAUUGGUCAGAAUCGCGUUGGAAUGCGAUAAGGAGGAAGAGAAAAAAGUGUCUAGACUCAUAGAUGAGCCUGUGUGGAGGACUUACUGCAAUGGUAAAAAAUGUGGCUUUGCAACAAGAAGAGAAAUUGGGGCAAAAGAACUGCAGAUACUUAAAGCUGUGGAGCCAAUAUCAAUGGGUGCUGGUGUUUUGCCAGGUAAUGGAGAAGAAGAAAGUGCUGAUUCUGGUGAGAUUAUGUAUAUGAGGGCUAAAUUUGAGAGAGUUAUUGGAUCUAGAGAUUCAGAGGCAUUCUAUAUGAUGAAUCCUGAUAGUAAUGGAGCUCCUGAACUUAGCAUUUAUUUGCUAAGAGUUUAAGGUUUAUCAAACCAAACCUUACUAGAAUAUUAGAUUAUAAGUCCUUUUAACUGAAUAUAUUAAUCUUUUCUUGAGAUCUAGCAAUGUUCUAUGUUUUUAUUUUCUUUGUUAUUUUGGAUAACAAUUGGUUACUGUAAUCUUUUUUUCUCUCUUUCUUGGGUGGAAUGGAAAAUAUAUGUUACCUAUAAA
Solanum pennellii is the source of this 1914-nucleotide messenger RNA. RefSeq names its product protein MIZU-KUSSEI 1. NCBI's taxonomy places the organism in Eukaryota, Viridiplantae, Streptophyta, Magnoliopsida, Solanales, Solanaceae. The record is from RefSeq and is a predicted model, not a curated record. Gene Ontology annotation, biological process: hydrotropism. The transcript is spliced from 2 exons. Bases 880 to 1725 code for a protein of 281 amino acids.